AUGCAACAGCAAUUACUUUUCGCUCCCAAAGACGCUCAUGCAGCAUCUGGUGCGAUCUUUGUCGACUCGACGUGGUUUAUGCCAGGUACUCCACGGUCUGCAUAUGAGGAAUGGAAGCAACGUAGGAUCCCCGGGGCAAGGUUCCUCGAUCUAGACACCGUCGCCUCACAGCACCCGCUCGGACUAAAGCAUAUGAUGCCCAGUGGCGAAGUAUUCGCCAAAGCUUGCGAGGAAAUGGGUAUCGAACCCAGCUCACAAGUAAUUCUUUACGACACCCACGGCGUAUUCUCCUCUCCACGCGCACUGUACAUGUUCAAGAGCUUCGGCCACGAAAAAGCAGGCAUCCUGGAUGGUGGGCUGCCUCGCUGGGAAGCCGAAGGUCUGCCUAUCGAAACGGCCGAACCGAGCGCCAAGGUCCAGUCUACGAAGUAUACCAUACCCAAGCUGAACGAAUCCGCGGUCCGAUCAUACGAGCAAAUCGUGGCCAACGCCAAGCUCGAUCCUUCCUCUGCACCCGCUGCGGAACUCGUUUUGGAUGCACGGCCUUAUGGAAGAUUCACGGGCGAACAGCCCGAACCACGCCCAGGUCUAUCGUCAGGCCAUAUACCGCAUGCGCACUCGCUCCCAUUUAGCACCCUGCUCGAAAAACACGAAUCAGGAAAGGGCUAUACGACCGUCUUGCCGCGCGAUCAGCUGAAAGCAGUAUUCGACAAGGCGGUCGGGGACAACGGCCGCGGUCGAUCGAUUGUUGCGAGUUGUGGUUCGGGUAUGACCGCGGGUACGAUUUGGUUGGCUGGUCAAUUGCUGGAUACGCCUGUCGCCAUCUAUGACGAGUCUUGGACAGGAUACGCAAUGCGUCCCGAGAGCGUCAUCGUCAAGGGCGACAAAUGA
Molecule: messenger RNA, 891 nt
Organism: Rhizoctonia solani
Lineage: Eukaryota; Fungi; Basidiomycota; Agaricomycetes; Cantharellales; Ceratobasidiaceae
Product: thiosulfate sulfurtransferase
Exons: 8
Coding region: 1-891 (296 amino acids)
Biological process (GO): transsulfuration
Cellular component (GO): mitochondrion
Molecular function (GO): thiosulfate-cyanide sulfurtransferase activity
Source: RefSeq, a predicted model, not a curated record